AUGGCAAAUGAGAUUGUUGGAAAUAAGUUGUUACUUCCUGACUUGUUUUGUUGUGUUAAUCUACGUGCAUUAGGUCUCAAAUGGGUCUCAUCAGCAGGAGCCUAUCUCCCAACAAAGGAAUCCAAUCCUGGUCUGACUGCCCGGGUGGAAGCUUUGUGGGAGCGAAUGAAUAAGGGAAUACAUAAUAAAACUGCCACACCCUUCGUAGACAAGCAUAAUUCGGCUGUGAAUAUAACUGCAGAGAAGAAGUCUGAUAAUUGGAUGAGAUAUUUGGGCCUGGUGCCUAAGGAGGCAACAUCCUCUGGGCUGGAGAGACAACAGCAGGGAACUGGUGUGAUUCAGCUUGGCACCAGUGAUGAAGAGAAGAAAGUUACUGCUUUGUGGGAGCAAAUGAAUAGAGGAGUAUCUAAUAAGACUCUCAAGCCAUCUUCAAAUAAGACUGGUCCAACUGUAGAUAAUAUAACUUCAGAAAGACCAUCUGAUAAUUGGAGGUCAUAUCUUGGCCUGUCCCCCAAGAGGGCUAGAACCCUUGAGGAAGAUGCAUUGCAGAAGGGACCAAGUGAUGUGCAGAAUGGCACCAGUGACGAGGCCAAGAGACUUGCUGCUGCUGCUCUUGCAGCAGUUAAGGAUGCUCCAGUUGCUGCAUCAAAUAGGGGUAAAAGUGAGAUUACAGAGGUUCGGGACUUUGCAGGACAAGAAAUUGAAUACAAGAAGCUUGUUGAUGCGGACUCAAAGGAAGCAUUUGAAAAGAUCAAAGCUCCUGCAGCUUCUGCUGUUGAUGCUGUCUUAGAGCAAAUUAAGAAGAAACAAAAGCUCAGUGUCCUUGACAAGACGAAGAAGGAUUGGGGAGAAUACAAGGAGAACAAGGGAGUGGAAGAGGAGUUGGAUGCUUACAAGAAGGGCUCAAACCAGUACCUGGAAAAAGUAUCCUUCUUGCAACGAGCAGAUGUCCGAGAAUUUGAGAGGGAGAGAGAUGCACGGUUGGCUCAACAAGCCAAGAGGAGAACAGACAUGAGGGAGGAUCCAUGAUUUUGUAAUUGUCCUCCCCCGUGAAAUUGUCAUCGGUGGGAAGGCCAGAAAUUAAGGAAGGAAAAGAAAAUCCGAGUCGAUUGGGGUUGAGAAGUUCCGCAUCUCGCUGAGGUGCAGCCCUGCCACUUAGGAAAAGAGGAUCAGAGGAGGAUCAUCUGAAUAGUAGGUACCUUUUGGUCGUCUACGCACGAUGCUUGGUUUCCUCGUCUGUAUACCCUUACUAUUCUUUAGUCCUGAUGCGGCCCGGCUGCAUAGGCAUGAGGGAUAUUUCAUAUUAAUCACCUCUAUAUUGGUCCACUGGUUAGGAAUAAGAGUGUGCAUUUGUCAAGCACAAAUCCUGCAGGCAGGAGGCUUUGUAAUAAGUUAUUUUUGUGAUGGAUGAAUGAACUAAUGUGUUGCAAGUA
Messenger RNA from Tripterygium wilfordii, 1433 nucleotides. Its product is annotated as craniofacial development protein 1-like. The transcript has 7 exons. The record is from RefSeq and is a predicted model, not a curated record. NCBI's taxonomy places the organism in Eukaryota, Viridiplantae, Streptophyta, Magnoliopsida, Celastrales, Celastraceae. The coding region runs from base 1 to 1029 and encodes 342 amino acids.